AAUGAAUUCUGACGUUGAUCCUGUAUAUACAAGAUUGUAUCACAAAUACACAAUGAAGUACAGAAGAAUCAUAGAUAAGUACUAUCCUAUUCUGAAAUUAAUAGAUGGAUAAUGCAUCCAGGUAAAAGAUGGUCACUAUGCGCUUUAUUACUAUUUUUCUAUUUUAGCAGACUUGUUGAAACAUAAAGUUAUUUUGUUGUAUCCUACAUGCUUGGAAUUCAAAUAAUUUAAUCUUUGUUGAGGUACUUUACACCACUAGGACUACCGGAUAUUGAAGAUGAAGAUGAAGAUGUCAAUAGUAAUGCUUUCAAUUAUCCCAUUAAGUCUAACUUCCAUAGCAUACUGAUGAUAGACCUCUAAUUAGAUCUAUGCCUGAAAUUUAAUUGUGGGAGUAAAUCAUCUUCGCUCUGUUCCUGUCAAAUUUUGCAACAUACUUUUAAAUAUUUGAUCUUCCUGUUUAUUGGCCUUUUUUAUUUAGUUAUUUCAUAUUAGUCAUGAUCAUAACUUUUAAAAAAUAUCUAAAACACAUGCAGAAAUAUGGAUAUAGUUGGGGAGAUUUCUCAAAGAGAUGAUUGU
Messenger RNA from Paramecium pentaurelia, 576 nucleotides. NCBI's taxonomy places the organism in Eukaryota, Ciliophora, Oligohymenophorea, Peniculida, Parameciidae. The record is from the annotation of a GenBank genome assembly.